AUCCUGUUACGUGUGCUCUAAGCGAAACCCACAGAGGGUCUCUUUCUUCUACACACACACACAGACUCUCUCUCUUCACCUUCUUAGUUGUGGAAUAGAUUUUUUUUUCUUGUGGAGAGAGAAAGAAGGGUUUUUCAGCUUUGAACAGGAACUGGGUUGUUUUGGGUUUCUGGUUUUCUGUUGGAAGGAAGGAAAUUUCUUUUUUUCUUUUCUUUUUUUUUUUUAAAUUUAAGAUUUUUUUGCAGUGAAGAUGAUUCCAAGGAGUUUUGUUUGAGGUGGGAGCAAAUGGGUGGGUGUGAUUUUUACUGUUUGACCUGUGAUUGCUAGUGAAUCAGUGUCAGAGACUUGCAGUGAGAGAAAUGCGGAAAUCGUUUAAGGACUCCCUUAAGGCUCUCGAAGCUGAUAUUCAGUUCGCCAAUACCCUGUAAUUUCUCUCUCCCUCUCUCUCACUCUAAAGUUUUUGGUGGGUUAAAUAUAAAGAGGGGAAAAAUGGAGGAAAAAUUUUAGAAAGUUAUUAGUCUUAUUAAUCCUGUGGGGGUAGUAAUAAAAUUCCCAUUUAUUACUUUGGUAAAUUUAAAUUUGAUUGAUUUUAUUGUGAUCUGAGUCUCGUUCUUUUGAUUACUUAUUUUGGUUAGGCAGUAUUGAGGAGCUUGUAUAUUGUAGGAAAAUGAAAGACCAUUUUUCUGUUGAGACUGAGAGUGGCAGAGUGCCAUAGAGUGGAACUCUACUCAUGUUCUAUUCGGAGAUGUCCGCCAAUGCCCUCUCUGUUCUUUCCUAUUCCUCAAAAUUUGUGGGUCCAAUUCUUGGUUUGACCGUCUUUUACGGUUCUUGCAUUGUUUCUUUGUGCACAAUUUCUGUGUUCUUUUGUUUAUAGGGAAUGCAGUGUAUUCUACUGUACAUUACACUUUUCUGUGAUGCAGGGCUUCUGAUUAUCCCAGAGAAUAUGAUGGUGCCUGCCUUCAGAUGAGACUAUCUUAUUGUCCUGCUGCUCAUUAUUUUCUUUUCCUUGUUCAAUGGACCGAUUGCCGCCUCGCUGGUGCCCUAGGAUUGCUCAGAAUUCUCAUCUACAAGGCGUAUGAUGAUGGAAAGACCACAAUGUCAAUCCAUGAAAGAAAAGCUAGUAUGAAAGAAUUCUAUGGGGUGAUAUUUCCCUCAUUAUUGCAACUUCAAAGGGGAAUCACUGAUGUGGAAGAGAGGAAACAGAGAGAAAUAUGUCUUAUGAAGUACAAGAAAGGAGAUGAAAUGGACAAAGGAAAGCUCUCUGAAAUUGAUUUGGAGAGAGAAGAAGAAUGUGGUAUUUGCUUGGAGAUGCAUGGCAAGAUCGUGUUGCCUAACUGCAACCAUACAAUGUGUAUGAAAUGCUACCGGACUUGGCGUGCACGGUCUGAGUCAUGCCCCUUCUGUAGGGACAGUCUCAAAAGAGUCAAUUCAGGAGACCUUUGGAUAUACACCAGCAACAAUGAAAUUGUCGAUUUAUCUGCAAUCUCAAGAGAGAAUUUGAAGCGAUUGUUCAUGUACAUUGACAAGUUGCCCGUCAUUGUUCCAGAUCCAAAGAUCAUUUCUUAUGACCCACAAUACCGAUGAUCACUACUUCGGUUUGGCCCCUAAAAAAUGUUGGGAACACAAGGCGUGGUUGAUUGUACAUAACUCUUGUUUAUUUCUUCCAUGGUUGCUGAUUUAGAAGAUGUAAAUAAAUCAUUAGUUAUUUUCAGCAUGUUGGGGUUCUUUCGUUGAUUCAUUCUUACACAGACAGGAAUGUUUUACUUCUCCUGUAUUAGACGCUUAGCAGAGCAAAAGUUGUGAUUCUGAAACUUAC
Messenger RNA from Rubroshorea leprosula, 1816 nucleotides. Lineage: Eukaryota; Viridiplantae; Streptophyta; Magnoliopsida; Malvales; Dipterocarpaceae. The record is from the annotation of a GenBank genome assembly.